UGUUAUUUUUGUACCCUGUGUGUAUAAAUCAUUCUCUUUUAUUUGAUCUCUGCAGUAAAGAGCUGAAAGAUCCAGAUCUGCUCUACAACAUGCUAAAGAAUCUACUUGCACAGAUUAAAACGCAUCCAGACGCCUGGCCUUUCAUGGAGCCAGUGAAGAAAUCUGAAGCUCCAGACUAUUAUGAGGUCAUCCGCUUCCCCAUUGACUUGAAAACGAUGACGGAGCGUCUGAAGAACCGGUAUUAUGUGACAAAAAAGCUGUUUAUCGCUGACCUGCAGAGAGUGAUCACGAACUGCAGAGAGUACAACCCUCCAGACAGCGAGUACUGCAAGUGUGCCAACACACUGGAGAAGUUUUUCUACUUCAAACUGAAAGAGGCCGGGCUCAUUGACAAGUAACAGACAUCUAGCCUAGGACUAUAGAUACUAUAGAGAGUGUGAUCACGUACACGCAUAUACGUUUAAUUUGGAUGAAUGACAUCCAAACUUGUCAAAAGUUGCUGCUUGCUGUUACUUUUUUCUUCCUUAUACAGUAUAGUUAUAAAACUCAAGGUUAUAUUUGUGUGUAUGAGGCUGCUGUGCCAGAGCAUUAAGGGAAAAUGAAAACUGAAAGUGUGUUUGAUGUGGGCGUUAGCUUAGACAGAAAUCGCUAUUAGCAGUUCUGUUUUUCUGUCCCAUGCGCCAUUAAACGAAUGACUCACGAACAGUGCAAGCUGUUGCUCUACAUACUGUACACAAACAUUCGGUUGUGUAACAUAGUCUUAUCCUG
This is a messenger RNA of Sinocyclocheilus grahami, 768 nucleotides long. RefSeq names its product histone acetyltransferase KAT2A-like. Gene Ontology annotation, biological process: positive regulation of transcription by RNA polymerase II; chromatin remodeling. NCBI's taxonomy places the organism in Eukaryota, Metazoa, Chordata, Actinopteri, Cypriniformes, Cyprinidae. The transcript has 3 exons. Gene Ontology annotation, cellular component: ATAC complex. Gene Ontology annotation, molecular function: protein binding; histone H3 acetyltransferase activity. The record is from RefSeq and is a predicted model, not a curated record. The annotation marks the transcript as partial.